GUUACGUCACUGGGCGGAGCCAAAAAGAAUCCAACAUGGACUUGGUAGCAGCUGUAGAGAAACUGAAUAUGAGCUGUUAGACUGUUUUGAAGUGCUUUUGCGACAGAUGUCGACUCGGGUCAUAUUUAUGAAGAUGUACCGGUGCCAGAAGACUGGCUAAUGUUUGAGAAAUAGUUUUUAUAGAUAGUUUGUUUUAAGGAGUUUAGUUCUAGCGUGUUUGUUUACAUCUAGGUGGUACUGAGCUACUGUACAUUUCGAGAUGGAGUAUUUAUUAACGGUUAAAAUAUCAGCCCUGGUUGGCUUGUUAAUUCUUACUGUGUUUUUUGGGUUCGUUCCUGUUCGGAUGAAGUUUUUCCGAGAAACAAGUGGAACAGAAAUCCACAGGACAGUACUGAGUUUAAUCAGCUGCUUUGCCGGAGGAGUGUUUCUCGCUGCCUGUCUCUUGGACAUUAUUCCAGAUUAUCUGUCUGAUAUAAGUGCACAACUACAAGACACAGAUAUCGACUAUCCUCUGGCCCAGUUCAUCAUGGCAUGCGGCUUCUUCAUCGUUCUCAUCGUCGAGAGGCUGGUCCUCAGCUGUAAUGAGCGAAGGAGUGAGGAAAGGGCUCCGCUUCUCCCGUCUGCAGGUCACAGCCACUCUCACUCACACCGCUCCGUGAACGACGUGGAGAGUAGCAGCCACCAUGUCCACGUGGACCUGCAGGCGCAUUCAUCCUUCCGCUCGUUCAUUCUCUUCCUGUCUCUCUCGCUGCACUCUGUGUUCGAGGGUUUGGCUAUCGGCUUGCAAACGACUGACACUAAGGUGUUGGAGAUCUGCAUCGCCAUCUUGGUCCACAAGAGCAUCAUCGUCUUCAGCCUCUCGAUAAAGCUGAUCCAGAGUGCUAUCCGGCCCAUGUGGCUCGUCAUCUACAUCCUUGUUUUUUCAAUAAUGUCUCCAAUGGGCAUCGCUAUCGGCAUCGGGGUGAGUGAAGCUCAGCUACAGAUGGGGGCGUUAGUCCAGGCUGUGCUGGAAGGCCUGGCAGCGGGAACAUUCGUUUACAUCACAUUUCUGGAGAUCCUCCCUCAUGAGCUCAACUCUCCAGAGCGACAGCUCCUCAAAGUGCUCUUCAUCUUACUCGGCUUCUCUCUCAUGGCCUUCCUGUGCUUCCUGGGCUAAGAACUGUAGGAGGGAGAUCACAGGCGUAUAUACAUAUGGGACUUUAAUGACUUCAUUUUUAACUGACUAACAAAUUUAAGAUUUUACUAUUUUCAUUAUUUGCGGCGCACUAAUUUUUUAAAAAAAAAAUGGAAGUGCUUUAAAGUCAUCCGUGUACCUUACAAUAACAAAAUAAUCAAGAGACGUACAAAUGUACAAAGUCCAGCACAGUCAGCAGUUAUGUCGAAAGGAAGGAUUUAGUUAUUUGUUUUUAGCAAACAUGUUGUGUACAUGUUAACUGACUCUUUUCAGUAUUAUAUUUCACAGUCUAAUGUAAGAUUGUCAUUCAUUUCAUUCAUUUUCCACCUCAGGAUUUUAUUUUAUCAUCUAUUUGAAAAGGAGGUCUUAAAUACCUAAAGAGAUUCAGGAUGAUUUUAAUAAUUUUCAAGUAUUAUUUCUUUUAAUUUUAAUCAGACUGAUUACUGGUUAUUGCAGUAUUCAUGCACAAUAUUUUGGUUGUGAAAGAGUUAAUAUAACAUCCCUGCAUUUCAAUGCUGAAAAGGCUGUCUUGAUGGCAGCUUUUUUUCAGCAGUGUUUGCAUCCCUGACAAAAAUGUGUCCCAUUUGGACAGCAGCAUAAGAAUAACUGACUUAUACAUUACAUUUUGGUACAAAAGUUGGAAAAAGAUGGUGGACAGUCCAAUUCAGCAUCACCGUAAUCUAAAAAAUUGGGUAGUUAUAUGUGAUAUGUAGGGAAUAAGACACGAUGAGGUAUUUUUUUAUGGGAAAAUAGUCCACAAUGAGGAGGUGUGACAUGGUCCGAUGCGUAUCAGCUUUACAUUUCUGACCCUGAAGGUGAUUAUUUAUUCAAUAACACCAAGUGUUUUUUUUCCUCUUAUACCACAGCAAUUUAACAACACUAACAAUUUCCUAUAUAAUAAAGGAUGACACGUCAUGCUUUUUAUCUGUUUAAACUUACAUUAAAAGUUGUGGAACAGUCCUGAAACAAGUUAGUUCUUGUUCCCCUUCCCUUACUUUUUUUUAAAUUUUUUUUUACCUUUUUUUUUCUUUUGACAUUAAUAAGGCAAAAAAAGUAGCGUGUCAUGUUACUGAGAAAGUCCUCAAUCCUAAACACUUUCCCAUGUUGGAAAACUUAAAGUCACAACUUUAACUCUGAAAGCACUGACACUGGAUACUCCUUCCAAAAGCUAAAUAAACAUCUCAUUGAGAAAACUUCACUAUAUCAACAAUUACAUGUUUUUGUAAUCUGGUUAUGUGGAGCAUCCAUGACACAAUUCCCUGUGUUAGUCGUUACUACAGAAGACAUUUAUAUUAGACAUUUAUAUUACAUUAGACAUUUAUAUUACAUUAAUAUAACCUCCUGAUUUGCCUCAUAGACAAUAUGAUUGUCAGAGCUGCUGUCAUUUUAAACAACAUCCUCUGACAAAUCAGAAUUGAGAUUUCAUCUGAGAUGUGCUGCAAGAACAUAUAAUAUUGACACAUGCCUACUGCCAAUGUUUGUGUGAAUGCCCAACUGACAUGUUUUUAUAGGUUUGAUCAAGAACUUGAAUUCUUAAAGACUGUUUCAUAAGAAUUCUGUUGAAGACAAAGAGCUUGUAGCUCAGAACAAACACCGAUGAACCUGUAUGUUGUACUGUUUGCAUUGUACACUGUAUUGUUAAGUCGACUGAGUUCAGAAUUUCGACAUGAGAGACACGCACAAGACUGUUAAGGUGUAAAAGGUUGCUGUAAACAUGUUGGUAUAUCACUGUGUUUUUUUUUUUUUUUUUAAGCCAUACAUGCCACUCAUUGGUACAAGAACAAAUUAGUUGGGAGUAGUUUUGUUUUGUAUAAUUCAAUAAAUCCACUGUGGUGAGAGA
Molecule: messenger RNA, 3014 nt
Organism: Pangasianodon hypophthalmus (striped catfish)
Lineage: Eukaryota; Metazoa; Chordata; Actinopteri; Siluriformes; Pangasiidae
Gene: slc39a1
Product: solute carrier family 39 member 1
Exons: 4
Coding region: 260-1156 (298 amino acids)
Biological process (GO): zinc ion transmembrane transport
Cellular component (GO): plasma membrane
Molecular function (GO): zinc ion transmembrane transporter activity
Source: RefSeq, a predicted model, not a curated record